AUGUCUCUGCAUUCAUUUAGACAUCUAUUUUUCACGACUUGGAUUCUUGUUUACUUUUUCUGUGCGUUACAUCUUUCUUUCGCUGUUUCACCAGAAUUUGACGAUAAAAAUCGACGUAAUUUUUUCAAACCUGCCGAAAAUCUUACUUUCGGCCUUCAAAAUGUACCUAGACGUAACAGGCAACUCGAUGUUGAUGUUGAAAGUAAAUUUCGUAUCAGUGCUAAUACAAUUAUUCGUACCGGCGAGUCCAGAUCCUUGGGUGCGAGAUACAUAAAUGAAACCGUUCUUUCGUCAAAUCGAGAUUGUUUAACAUGGUGUCUGGAAACCCCGAAUUGCAAUGCAGCUGUUUUUGAAGAACAGAAAGUUCAUAGCUGCUAUCUCUUUGAUUGUGGAUCACCUGUUAACUUCUUGUGCAAGUUUACUAGUCAUAAUUUCUUCAUCAGUUCUGUUUUGAGAGUCACACAACAUUCCUAUGAGCUCAGUCAAUGGGGGAAUCAGGUAAAGCAUGAAAAAGAGCUCCAAGACCUGAGAAGUAACAUUAUUAGCUCCAGCAGCUCUACACCAGCCCUCCCAGUAGAUUUGAAAACAGUUUCUGAAGUAUCUGUCACACCAUCUGCAAUUACAAAACCAGGUAACAAAUGCCAUCACUACCAAUUUAUGUGCUUAAAUAACAGUGAAUGUAUUGCAAUUUAUAAUGUAUGUGAUGGGAUUCCUCAGUGUCCAGAUGCGAGUGAUGAGAGCAUUGAUAUGAAUUGUCCCAGUAAAGGCAUUUUGAAUACUGAUUCCCACCAUCCUUCACAUCCUGAACCCGUUCAGCAGCCUUUUGAAAAAACUCAAGUUAAGAAUGUCUUGCCACAUUUGCCCCCACCUACAACCACCGCCAAAAAUUCUCAAAAGAUCCCGGGCUCUAAUUUACAUGAUAAGCAGAAGGCAACGGGAAGGAAAGAUAAUGUGUCUCAUAAGGAAGAAUUAAAAGCAGUGUGGCCCAACCAGAUUUCUGAGGGCCAAAACUCACAACUUGAAUAUUAUCAUCACUCUGAUGGGUCAGCUCCAAAUGAUGGGUUGGGUUCACCAUUUGUUCAUAAACAUAGCCAGUUUGUUGCUGCUAAUGAUCCCCAUGUGCAGAAUCUCAAUCGAUGGUCUUCUGAUUAUGAUCAAUAUCCCCAGCACUCCAUUUCACUUGAGCAACAAUAUAAUCCUUACGACAACAACUACCAGAGAAUGGAUGAGCAAUACUUGCCUAACCAGUUGCCCCCAGAGUAUGAUUCGUUAAAACCAUACAGUGGUUAUAGACAAGAUGAUCUUUCAUAUUGGUCUAAUCAAGAUAAUCCUGCUGAUGGCCCAUAUGCUGUUGAGGCAGAACUUCCACAACCAAGUCUUCAUGCUUUGAAUAAACAGCAAAACUAUCGUGACAAAGAGAAUCUUUACGCUCAGCAAAUUUCUAGAACUAUUGAUCAAUAUCCAGAAAUCAAGCAUCGGGUUUUACAGAAGCCUAUGGAUUCAUUACCAUCUAUUCCUCAAAGUCAAGUUUCUGAUAUGGACGAAUACAAAAGAAGAAGAUUCCCUUCUCAAAAAUCUCAACCAUAUCCAGGUUAUGACGAGUCCUUACAAAGACAAUACUUUCCUGACUCAAAAUCAAGAAAUUAUGAAGCUUCAGAGAACAUGGAUGAUUCAAUGUACAGUAACGAUGAUCUUAUUAGAGCUAGCAUAGUUAGUCAACUUCCAAAUCAAGAAGAAAUUCAUCAUUUUCAUGAAGUUAAUGGUGAUCAUGCUUUUACUCACAUUGAAAGAACAACUCCAAGCCAUUCUAUGACACUUACAAGUGAUGGAUCAGAUGGGAAAGAGCCAAUUACAGAUGAUUCUUUAAUUAUUGUAAAACCCACGGCAUAUGCCAAACCGGUCCAACGUAGUGUCCUUGAUUUCAAAAUGUCUGUCACAGAACUCUACCAGUCAACUACUACUCAUUCACGUGAGAUUAAUAGUGCUAUUCUUGCACUUGUUUUGGGCCUCAUCAUAACAGUUUUGCUGAUGAUUCUUCUGGCAUGUCGAAUGAAAACACUACGUCGUAGAAUGUCACGUAAGGGACGUGGUCUGGCCCAUGAUGCUGAUUAUUUAGUCAACGGAAUAGGGCAUGAACAAGAAAAUAUGAAACAAUUUUAUGCACAUCAAGCUAUGAUUGCCAAACCAAAUGUUGUUGGAAAGUACAUGAAAAGUGAAUCAGCUGACAUUGCUUUGCUUAAGUUUCACAGAGAAGGAUCGAAAGACCUAGGAACAUGUCCUAGUGUUUUGAAAUUUGUCUGCAACAUUGAUGGAACUGUUGCCAACAAAAAGCCAUGUCAGCCUAGUCAGAAACUAGGGGCUUGGAACGAGAGUUGUGCAAAUUUUAUAAGUUUUAUGGGGGAAGGGGGAUCUGGCGACCAAACUGAUAAUAGGCCGGCCUGGGCUCUUAGCAGCCCUGUUGAUGAGUCUUUGAGGAGAUAUUUGUUCAACAUUUUGAAGGUUUGCACAGAGUAUGAGAAUGGUCCUACCAUGCAGGGUUGGAUGAAAGCAUUACGAUAA
Uloborus diversus is the source of this 2559-nucleotide messenger RNA. RefSeq lists its product as uncharacterized. Gene Ontology annotation, molecular function: protein binding. The coding region runs from base 1 to 2559 and encodes 852 amino acids. The record is from RefSeq and is a predicted model, not a curated record. Lineage: Eukaryota; Metazoa; Arthropoda; Arachnida; Araneae; Uloboridae. The transcript is spliced from 11 exons.